Messenger RNA from Lathyrus sativus (Indian pea), 330 nucleotides. The record is from the annotation of a GenBank genome assembly. Lineage: Eukaryota; Viridiplantae; Streptophyta; Magnoliopsida; Fabales; Fabaceae.
AUGUUGUUAUUCUCUAGUAAUUUUGUUGCUGAAAAAUGGUUAGGAUUUGUGACAGCCAUUUGGGUUCAAGCAAUAUGUGGAAACAAUUAUACAUUUGCAAACUAUUCUGAUGUGUUAAAGUCUCUAAUGUUUCUGACUCAGAUGCAGCUUAACAAUCUCUCUGUUGCUAAAGAUGUUGGCAAAGCUUUUGGUAUUUUCUCUGGUCUUGUUUCUGAUCGUUGGCCUACUUCUGUUAUUCUCAUCAUUGGUGUUAUCAUGGAUUCAUUGGUUAUGGUGUUCAAUGGCUUGUUGUUUGCCAAAGAAUCACCCAUCUCCCUUAUUGGCUGGUAA